Molecule: messenger RNA, 1095 nt
Organism: Nematostella vectensis (starlet sea anemone)
Lineage: Eukaryota; Metazoa; Cnidaria; Anthozoa; Actiniaria; Edwardsiidae
Product: pseudouridylate synthase RPUSD4, mitochondrial
Exons: 7
Coding region: 39-1001 (320 amino acids)
Biological process (GO): pseudouridine synthesis
Molecular function (GO): pseudouridine synthase activity; RNA binding
Source: RefSeq, a predicted model, not a curated record
UUGAGCCGCUGUACAAAAUUCAGUCGGCUCAAUCCAAGAUGGCGAUCGCAGCGCGAACUGCAAGGAGAGUAUUAAAAACUGUGAUCGACGCACAAUAUUUGGCCGACAAUGUAAUUUUCUCAAACAAUGAUCUCAUUGCAAUAAACAAGCCUUAUGGAUUGCCUGUGCAUGGGGGACCUGGAGUGGUUCUGAGUGUUGCUGAACUUCUUGAGGAAUUUGCUGCAAUAAAAAACUAUCAAAAUAAACCAGAGCUUGCUCAUCGCUUGGAUAAAGACUGUAGUGGUGUCUUACUACUUACAAGGAAUAAAACAGCGGCGCAAAAAAUAGCAGAAAUGUUUCAAAGCAGAAUGGUGAAGAAAAGGUACUUGGCCGUGAGUGUUGGAGUUCCUAGGUAUGAAGAGGGGACAAUAAGUAUUCCUGUUGGAUAUGGGAGAGUUGGGCCGUGGGAGCGCAUCAUUAUCAGACAAGACUUGGUUGGCAAAACACACAAGGAAAUUACAGAAGCUGGAUUCAAACAAGCGAUAACCAAAUUUAAGAUUCUUGAUGAAAAUCAGUCAACUUGUUCCCUACUUGAAAUAGAGCCCAUCACAGGGCACAAGCAGCAGAUAAGAGUACACCUCGCAGAUGCCUUGAGGUGUCCAAUCCUUGGUGAUCACAAGUUCUCGUCAGAUAAGCCACAACCACAGGUAAUUCCACUAAGACUUUUGCAACUUCUACAAAUUUCUGGUGUCAAGGGUGUUGAUGGCAAAAAAGGAAGAAUAAGGCCUUGGCAGAGAGGCCAGAUUCCCCUUCAUUUGCAUUCACAUCAGCUGGUUCUGCCAAAGUACCAUACUGGCAGUGACCUGGUCAUCUCUGCACCAUUGCCAAAAUACUACCUGGACACCUUAAGCAGGUUAAACUUGCAUCCAAAGCGCAAGAAAAUGAACCAAUCAAGGGAGGAAGAAGAGUAUUACAGACUUAAACGGCUUGGGAAAUCCACAAAGAAGAUUGUUGGUUUUUAGAAUAAAUAUGUCUAUACUGAUGUACUGGAUGUAUAUGAGAGUGUAAAAUAUUUGUAAAGUAAAUACAGUAAUAUGAAACUUCACUUCCCUGAAA